Messenger RNA from Talaromyces stipitatus ATCC 10500, 1025 nucleotides. RefSeq lists its product as uncharacterized. Bases 160 to 858 code for a protein of 232 amino acids. Lineage: Eukaryota; Fungi; Ascomycota; Eurotiomycetes; Eurotiales; Trichocomaceae. The record is from RefSeq and is a predicted model, not a curated record. The transcript has 4 exons.
CAGGAACAUUUGCUCAUCUUCACAUGACUGCUGGAUGUUGAGUAGCUCAGCAUAUAAAUAAAUCAGUCUUCUCCAUACUGUCAAUUUCUCCUCAUUUGUCACAACAUUCACGAUCUUACAAGAUUCUAUCUUGUCCAUUCUUCAUCGUCUAGCAUCAUCAUGGCUGCUCCCUCGGACAUCACUCUCCAGAACCUCAAUGGAAAGUAUACCAUGAACAAAACCCUGUCCAGUGACACUGACGCCAUCCUAUCACUUCAAGGCAUCGGCUGGGUUACGCGUAGAGUAAUCGGCCUGGCAACAAUCACCCUCCACAUCAAGGAAUAUGUCGAACCAAACAAUGAUGACCCCGCCAACGCGCCUGCCACCAAGAUUGACAUUGGGCAAUUCCUCACUGGCGGAAUAGAGGCGUCCCCAGAAUACCGUAUCACCGACUGGCGCGCUCGUGAGCAUGAUGAUAGAAUUUUUGGCAAGAUCGUGGGCCAGAGUCGUUUAAUUCGUGGCUCAAAGGGUGCUGAUGGCAAAGUCCGCCCGGAUUUUGGAUUGGAGACUACGCCCAGGGAGGACAAGAUUGCCAAGUUCCUCCGCGGUGAGAUUACGAUUGAUGGUGAGGAGGAUCCUAAUGGAUUUCUUGUCGACGAUGUGAAGGACAAGGAUGGUCUCGUUUACGGGGAUGGCGAGGGUCUGUGGUUGCACAAUUGGGUAAGGAGUUUGAACAGUGGCUGGACCGCUGAGCAAAUCUGGGGCUUCGAAACCAUCAGCGGCCAACGCUAUUACACUCGUCGCGUUGUUGUCGCAGACAAAAAUGGCAAAUACCUGCUUGGGCGUCUAGUCUAUGACUACCUCGGCCCCUUGGAGUAGAUGAAGACACUAGGGGGAUUGUGUGUCUUCUUUCUUACAAAGACAUGUUUAAGCGCGCAGCGACAUCACACGUACUUGCACUCUAAAUAGUAGAUCAUGCUUGAUAUUGCCGGCCUACUUUAGUCGAUUAGAUACCAAUGCAUUCAUAAAUUGGAUUGAAUUUUGUU